AUGGCAAGAGUACAAUACCAGUUUUUGAGAAGUCUCUUUGCUACAGGUAGCAACAGUCCUGUAUACCCCAAUACAACACCGUUAAAUCGAUCAUGGCUUCCAGGGUACCCCCACAUCGCCUUGAAUGAUUCCCUCGCCCUUUCAAAUUUCCUUAUAGGAGAGUUGGAGUGCUCAGACCUUGAUGAAAUGACAAGCUUUCUCUGGAUGAUGACAUCCCAAUCUAGCGCAAAUAUACCCGCGCUUCAUUGGCAACACGUGAAGGGCCGAGACAUUGUCCUUACGGAAGACCCCAAACUACAUCUUAUCUGGUCAUACGACAAAAUAUAUAUCAAGCCUGUACCAACAUAUCUCCUGUCCCGCAGCUUCUGGGAGUCAUAUAUCUUGGAUCGUUCCACACAAUUCAGCACUCACCAAACUCACGAAAAGAUUCGUACCAGUGCGCUGGGAUUUCUUCGAUCCUACGCCUAUCUGAUACGCCACGAGUCUGACCUGCGCAUCGCAAAGGAUCCAAACUUGACUCUUGUUCCGCCAUCUCUGACAUGGAACAAAUGGUGUCUUCUACGAGCUGCGCUUCUCCAGAUUCAAGACAAUGAGGUAUCAGGCAGAUAUGGCUUUGGUGAGAUUCGGCUUACAAGGUUGAAUUCUUGGACCAAACUCCUGUGCAGGCCAACCUACCAUCGCACACACCCACAGUACGGAGAGUAUUUCGCAAGAUUCUACGCUCCACUCCUUUUCUUCUUUGGCGUUGUCUCUGUGAUGCUAAGCUCUAUGCAACUGGUGGCAGCCGUUGAACAGAUUGAAGAACAGUGGAAUUUUCUACUGGGACUGUACCGAACUUUCAGUGUGGUUGUAUUCCUGGUCACUUCUUUACUAGCAUGUGUCUUCGUGUUGGUACUUCUAGUGAAAAUUAUAAAGGAAUGGAAGUUUGCAGUGAGCGUUCGGCACGCACAGAGAGGCAGGAGAUAUCCUAAGAACGCUGUGGAUAGCUCGAUAGUCUAG
This is a messenger RNA of Dothidotthia symphoricarpi CBS 119687, 999 nucleotides long. RefSeq lists its product as uncharacterized. Lineage: Eukaryota; Fungi; Ascomycota; Dothideomycetes; Pleosporales; Dothidotthiaceae. The record is from RefSeq and is a predicted model, not a curated record. The transcript has a single exon. Bases 1 to 999 code for a protein of 332 amino acids.